Messenger RNA from Penicillium samsonianum, 690 nucleotides. RefSeq lists its product as uncharacterized. Lineage: Eukaryota; Fungi; Ascomycota; Eurotiomycetes; Eurotiales; Aspergillaceae. The transcript has a single exon. The record is from RefSeq and is a predicted model, not a curated record. Bases 1 to 690 code for a protein of 229 amino acids.
AUGGACUUGGCCCCUGCAUAUUUGGCGCCCCCUGUGGGAGUUCGUCGCAAAGUAACCACUGACGAAGGCUUCUCCCGACGCAAUCCUCAAAAUGGGCCGUAUGGUGUGUUCAUCUCGCACCUUAACGAGGGAGUUUACUCCGCCAUCGAUACUGGCCCUUACGAGCACCUAUGGAACCAGUCGACUAGAUUCGUCAUGUCCCUUCUUUGGGAAUCCAAUGAUCAGCGUGAAAGGGCAAAGGAACAGUUGAUAUCGAUGAAUAUCGCAAUUGACCGACAGAAUGAGACGAAAUUGAAUCGUCCUCCUGGCACUGGCUGUAUUGAAGUGCAUAAUCUUCAUCGCGCAGGUAUUCAGCUAGACCUAGCGGUUAGAGAUGUUAAGUUCUAUCGCUCAACUGCGCGCUACGAGGAUGUACGUGACUUUGUCUGGGAGAGAAUCCAGAAUAGAAACUAUCCCGAAAGCUGGGCUAUUACAAGGCGCCAGUUUCAAUGCCAUGUCACCAAAUUUCAAAUAAAAUCCUCGGUGUCUAAUGCUUUGGAUAGUGAAGAUGGUGCCUAUCAACAACAUAAUGUACAAGCCAUCAACGCCAAGACGAACCUAAAGGUCUCAUUGGCCGAUGCUCUUCACACACAUGCAAAGAUGGCUGCAUCGCAAACGUCUCGGAAGCCCGUUAUGCUCCAGAGGAUGUAG